Messenger RNA from Wallemia ichthyophaga EXF-994, 1479 nucleotides. Its product is annotated as UNC93-like protein. The transcript is spliced from 4 exons. Lineage: Eukaryota; Fungi; Basidiomycota; Wallemiomycetes; Wallemiales; Wallemiaceae. The coding region runs from base 1 to 1479 and encodes 492 amino acids. The record is from RefSeq and is a predicted model, not a curated record.
AUGUCUUCCAACACGCUAGAGAAGAGGCAGUCGUCUCUCCCGCCAGUUAUAAACAUACUUAACAAGGACAGCAGCAAACCUAGUGGCCUUAAGGCGUUAUACUGCCAUCCACUGCUGCAAGUUUCAAUCGUCGGUUUGAUCUGCUUCUGUGGUCCGGGACUGUUCAACGCUUUGACUGGUUUGGGUGGAGGUGGACAGGCUUCUCCGGAAGUGGCCAACAAGGCAAACGCUGCACUCUACGCGACAUUCGCAACUGUCGCUUGGUUUGGCGGUAGUGUCGUUAACCUUAUUGGCCCUAUCCUUGCCAUGAUGAUUGGUAGCGCUGGUUAUUGUCUCUACAUUGGCUCAUUCCUCGCACUCAACUACCACCCAGAUGCGGGCGGCUUCAACAUUGCAGCAGGAGCUAUACUCGGUUGCUGCGCUGGUCUUCUAUGGACUGCUCAGGGAUCGCUGAUGCUCUCGUACCCAACUGAGGACAAGAAAGGUCUAUACACCUCUAUUUUCUGGGUAAUAUUCAAUUUCGGUGGUGUUAUCGGGUCGGCUGUGUCUGUCGGUACGAAUUGGGACUCUGAACAAGGGGGAGUGACCAACUCGACGUAUAUUGCCUUUGUCGCGGUAACGGCCCUGGGCGUGCUACUACCAUUAACAUUGCGUGCACCCUCCAAGAUGAUCAGAGAGGAUGGCUCAGCAGUUGUCAUCGAGAGAGCGACAACAUGGAAGACAGAACUCAUCAACCUUUACAGAGCGCUAGUCGACGACCCUUGGAUCACGCUCCUCUUCCCCUUCUUCUUCGCCUCUAACUGGUUCUACACGUACCAGUUCAACGACUUCAACGCAGCGCUGCACAACGUUCGUACGCGAUCCCUCAACGGCCUCUGCUACUGGCUGGCGCAGAUAGUCGGCGCGGUUAUCUUCGGCCAGCUGCUCGACAUCAGCAGGGUGAACCGCAAGUGGAGGGCUACAAUUGGAUGGUGUGUCCUUUUCGCCAUGGUCUGGGCGACGAAUGCAGGUUUCUACACAAUACAACGUCAGUUCUUCGAUACGCCCACUGACCAGAUCGAUACUAUUGAUCUGACGUCAUCGCGCUACCCGCACCGCAUCGUUCUCUACAUAUUCGCAGGCGCACUCGACGCUGCGUGGCAGACAUACGCAUAUUGGAUGAUGGGAUCAAUGAGCAAUGAUCCAUCUAAACUGGCAUUUUACGCUGGUUUCUAUAAGGGCUUGCAGUCGGCUGGUGCAGCUAUCAUCUGGGCUUGCGAUAGCCAAAUGGGAUCGCUAGGCGCUCUCGCCUCAUCGUGGGCACUCAUGGCAGGUGGUCUCCUCCUCGCCCUCCCAAUGGUCUGGUGGCGUAUCAAAAACCACACUACUCUCGCAGAUGAAACUAUGGUGAGGGACGUCGAGGACGUCGACGAGCACGCACGGCCGCAUGAACUCGGUGAGCUCGAUCAUGGAGCUUCUCAGGAACACAUAAAGAAGUGA